GCGACUUCCGUGCUGCUCUGAACAUGGCGGCGCUGAGCGGUGUCCGCUGGUUGACCCGAGGGGUGGUCGCCUCCCGGUUCCCUGGGGCAUGGAGAGGUCUGAGUACCACGGCCGUCGCGCCUGCUGCUUCCAAGAAUCAGGCCGCAGACAUGAGAGUGGAGGGUGCCUUUCCUGUGACCAUGCUGCCGGGAGACGGCGUGGGGCCCGAGCUCAUGCACGCAGUCAAGGAGGUGUUCAAGGCUGCUGAUGUCCCAGUGGAGUUCCAGGAGCAUCAUCUGAGUGAAGUGCAGAAUAUGGCUUCGGAGGAGAAGCUGGAGCAGGUGUUAAGUUCCAUGAGGGUGAACAAGGUUGCCAUUAUAGGGAAGAUCCAUACCCCGAUGGAAUAUAAGGGGGAACUUACCUCCUAUGGUAUGCGGCUGAGGCGUAAGUUGGACUUAUUUGCCAAUGUUGUCCAUGUGAAAUCACUUCCUGGGUACCCGACUCGGCACAACAAUCUAGACCUGGUGAUCAUUCGAGAACAGACGGAAGGAGAGUAUAGCUCUCUGGAACAUGAGAGUGCAAAGGGAGUGAUUGAGUGCCUGAAGAUUGUCACUCGAAGCAAGUCUCAGCGGAUUGCGAAAUUUGCCUUUGACUAUGCCACCAAGAAGGGCCGUGAGAAGGUUACAGCUGUCCACAAGGCCAACAUCAUGAAACUUGGAGAUGGAUUGUUUCUGCAAUGCUGUGAGGAAAUUGCUGAACUGUACCCCAAAAUCAAGUUUGAGACAAUGAUCAUUGACAACUGUUGCAUGCAGCUAGUACAGAAUCCUUACCAGUUUGAUGUACUUGUGAUGCCCAAUCUCUAUGGAAACAUCAUUGAUAAUUUGGCUGCUGGUCUUGUUGGGGGAGCUGGUGUGGUCCCCGGUGAGAGCUACAGUGCAGAGUAUGCAGUUUUUGAGACGGGUGCCCGGCACCCAUUUGCUCAAGCAGUGGGCAGGAACAUAGCCAACCCCACGGCCAUGCUGCUGUCAGCUUCCAACAUGCUGCGGCAUCUCAAUCUUGAAUAUCACUCCACUGUGAUAGCAGAUGCCGUGAAGAAGGUGAUCAAAGUUGGCAAGGUGCGGACUCGAGACAUGGGCGGCUACAGCACCACAACUGACUUCAUCAAGUCCGUCAUCAGCCACCUGAACCCCCAGCAUGGGGGGUAGAGCCCUUUAUUCCCUCCAACUUCACAAGGACCAUGCUACCCUUCAGCAGUGGACCAGGAAAGGAGACCUGGAACCUCUAGACAGUGGACCAUAAUUGCUUUUAUAGGGGACCUAGGUUGUCCUGGCUGGCUUCUUUAGGGAAUUGUGUUGGUUGGUGGUGGGUGGAUUUUGUUAGGUAGGGCCCCACCUCUAACAAGGUAUCAAGAUCAUGGCAAUUUUUCCCCACAGGUCCGAACUUCUGACAUGGGUGGCUAUGCUACUUGCAUUGACUUCACUGAUGCUGUCAUUGCUGCCCUGCCUCAGUCCUAGGUCAUGCUCAUACCUGUUAAAUAAA
Messenger RNA from Dipodomys spectabilis (banner-tailed kangaroo rat), 1518 nucleotides. RefSeq names its product isocitrate dehydrogenase (NAD(+)) 3 non-catalytic subunit beta (gene Idh3b). Lineage: Eukaryota; Metazoa; Chordata; Mammalia; Rodentia; Heteromyidae. Gene Ontology annotation, molecular function: oxidoreductase activity, acting on the CH-OH group of donors, NAD or NADP as acceptor; NAD binding; magnesium ion binding. The record is from RefSeq and is a predicted model, not a curated record. The coding region runs from base 24 to 1184 and encodes 386 amino acids. The transcript is spliced from 12 exons. Gene Ontology annotation, biological process: isocitrate metabolic process; tricarboxylic acid cycle. Gene Ontology annotation, cellular component: mitochondrion.